This is a messenger RNA of Pisolithus orientalis, 420 nucleotides long. RefSeq lists its product as uncharacterized. NCBI's taxonomy places the organism in Eukaryota, Fungi, Basidiomycota, Agaricomycetes, Boletales, Pisolithaceae. The record is from RefSeq and is a predicted model, not a curated record. The transcript has 2 exons. The coding region runs from base 1 to 420 and encodes 139 amino acids.
AUGAAGUGGGAGGCUGAGGAGAAGAAGGUGUGCAAGGAGGAGGAAGGGUGUGAGGCUGAGUGCAAGCACAAGGCUGAGGCUAAGGAGAAAGCUGAGGCUGGCAGUAGUGAUGAAGCCAGUGCAGAGGUGAAGAUGGUAGUAAUGGACCCCAGCUGUACUCAUUGUACCUGGGCCAAGGCUGUCUGCAAGUUUCUUGUGGACAGCAAUAAGAAGUGCAUCACCUGCAUGCAGUGCAACCAAUUGAAGGAGAAGUGCUGGUGGCCCAGGGAUGGGAAGGAUGCUGAGGCUGGCUUGAAGGCUGGUGCAAAGGUCAACAAGGGGAAGGACCAACAGAAUUUUUCACCUUUGUUAUGCUCCAACAUGGUGACUUCAUCAAAUGGACUAGGAAUAAAUGGACAGAGGGUCACAGGGUCACACUGA